Messenger RNA from Penaeus vannamei (Pacific white shrimp), 790 nucleotides. The record is from RefSeq and is a predicted model, not a curated record. Lineage: Eukaryota; Metazoa; Arthropoda; Malacostraca; Decapoda; Penaeidae.
AUGCUCAGUGCAGCAUUUGACGAAGAGCUCAAAGCCUGUCCCCGACGCAGCUGGCUCCUGUACGAGCGCCCUGACUAUGACGAGGCGGGGCUGGGCGCCGUGGCAUCGGUCAUCGGCGAGGGGACGUGUGCGAAUCUGCCUCCGGAGCUCACGAAGAAGGUCAGCAGCCUGAGGCAGGCAGGCUCCCCGAUCUCGCCGACUCGGCCUUCGCUCACCCUCUACAGCCGCAGCCUCUUCCGCGGGAAGGAGCUCUACCUGACCAGGAAUCUGUCCAACUUCGGCCCAUUUAAAGACGAGGCCUACUCAGCCAUCGUCACCGGCGACAUCCCGUGGACUGUCUAUACGUACGACGACUUCCAGGGCGCGGGCACCUGCCUGGCGCCGGAGCAGUCGGUGAUGGUGGGCGGCGCGGCGGUCGGGGUCGGUCUGUUCCCCACGUACCACGAGCUGGGCAGUUCGGGGGCCAUACGGAGUGCCAGGCUGGGGUGCGCGGCCGGGCAGAGCACGACCAUGCGAGAGCCAGGCCCGGAGGAGUAGGCGCCAGAGGAGCAGGAGCCGCGACAGAGGAAGGGCGAGCGAAGGGAAGAAGGAUGAACGGACGACUAUCUUUCUCUCUUCUAUCCUUCGUCGCCUAAUUAUUGUUACUUUGUGAUGCAGUUGUGUGACUUUUUCUGAACGCAGUUUCUGCAUUCAUUUAAAUAAAAAAGUUUUCGACUUUUUGAUUUUCUAAUUGUUUACUCUCAACAAAGGAUGUAAAAAGUUUCUUCUGCAGAUAAACAGCAUAUAAGCC